UCUACCUCACCACCCCAGAGAAAAUGGCCACUUUUUUGAAAGCAUAUUUGGUCAUCUUUUUCUCUCUUCCACUUUUUUAUACCCCUCUAGUGGCCACAAAUGAGGUGUAUAUAGUCUACUUAGGACUCAACCAUUUAGAUGAUCCUCUUCUCACUACGAAAUACCAUCUCCAGCUGCUGUCUAAGGUCUUUUCAAGUGAGGAUGAAGCCAAAGAAGCCAUGGUGUAUAGUUAUAAGCACAUCUUCUCAGGUUUCGCUGCCAAACUCAACUCCACACAAGCGGCCACUCUAGCUAGUUUGGAAGGUGUGAUAUCUUCAUUUAAGAGUAAGGUCGUUAAGCUUCACACCACUCGUAGUUGGGAUUUCAUGGGGUUAACAAUGGACUACGACGAGGCUAUUCCAGUUCAAGAAGCUUUUGGGGAGGAUAUCAUUGUCGGUGUCUUUGAUACAGGUAUAUGGCCAGAGUCGAAAAGCUUCAGAGAAGACCCUAGCCUAGGUCCAGUUCCAUCUUCAUGGAAGGGAGAGUGCAUCGCAGGCGAGCAAUUCUCUCCCAGUCUCUGCAACAAGAAGCUCAUCGGUGCUCGGUACUACAUCAAGGGCUACGAACACGACAUUGGACCCCUAAACAAAAGCUCGAACCCCGAGUUCCGGUCCUCGAGAGACCGACUGGGCCACGGCACCCACACCUCCUCUACAGCGGUGGGCUCGCCGGUGGCCGGAGCUGGGUUUGGUGGGUUAGCCAUGGGCUUGGCUAGGGGUGGCGCACCCAGGGCUAGGCUAGCGAUCUACAAAAUAUGCUGGAGCCCUGGUUAUUGCUCAGAGAUUGAUAUUUUGGGAGCUUUUGAAGAUGCAAUUAAAGAUGGGGUUCAUGUGAUUUCAGCAUCUUUUGGGGCUUCACCUCCUCUCAGGCCUUAUCUUUCAUCGAGUGCUGAUAUUGGUUCAUUUCAUGCUAUGCAAAGGGGGAUUCAUGUGAUUUUUUCAGGGGGCAAUUCAGGAUCAGACCCUUCACUGGUGGAGAAUGUGACCCCUUGGGCCACUUGUGUUGGGGCCACUACCUUGGAUAGGCACUUCCCUACACAGAUCAUACUCGGAAGCACCAACAUCACUUUUCUGGGCGAGGGUUUCAUUGACCAGACACUGAAACUUCCAUUAGUGGAUGGGAGUUCCAUCUCCACCACAGGGGCAUGUGAUGUGAACAAAUUGAUCCCAAGGCUUGCAUUUAGGAAAGUGGUGCUAUGCUUUUCAACAGGAGGAGAUUCAAGCACAAUUGCAGGCCUAGCCGUUUAUUUAGCAGGGGGCUCUGCCCUAAUUUUCUCCCAACCAUCCACUAAACGAAUACCCGAUGUGUCCUUCAUUCCCAUUCUUCAUGUUGAUAUCAAUCAAGGGACACAAAUUCUUUUCUAUAUCCAAACAUUAAAGAAUCCAAGUGUGCAGAUUAAUCCAAGCAGAACGAGUGUAGAAGAUGGUCCAGCACCUAAAGUCGCUUACUUUUCCUCAAGGGGACCAAGUUCACUCUCUCCAGCCAUACUCAAGCCGGAUUUAAGUGGUCCUGGGGUGAAUAUAUUGGCUGCUUGGCCACCCAUUCUUCCACCUUCCUCAGUACCCAUAGACAGACGUAUUGUAAAUUGGAACUUAUUAUCAGGAACUUCGAUGGCAUGUCCCCAUGUAGCUGGGAUAGUUGCUCUGCUCAAGUCUGCACACCCAUAUUGGAGCCCUGCGGCCAUUAAAUCAGCUCUAAUGACAACAGCUUACACAAGAGACACAAGUGGAGAUAGAAUCCUAGCAGGAGGAACUGUGAAAGCAGUUGAUCCUUUUGAUAUAGGAGCUGGACAUGUCAACCCUUUGAAAGCCUUUGAUCCAGGCCUUGUUUAUGACCUUGAUGCCUUGGACUAUGUCCCCUUCCUAUGUGCACUGGGAUACAAUGAAGCACAAAUAGGAAAACUUGUGAACCAAGUGAAAAUAGACUGCUCAAAACUUAGUUCAUUCGAGAUGGAAGACCUCAAUUAUCCAUCAAUAACAGUGCCAAAUCUUCAAUCUAGGGCAACUAUCAAAAGGACCCUAACUAAUGUGGGACAGAAGAGAGCCAUUUACUUUGCGGAUUUUGUGAGCCCUGAAGGUGUGGAAGUUCAAGUGUGGCCAAAUGUUUUGAUUUUCACUAAGCAUCUACAAAAAUUAUCAUAUUAUGUGACCCUUACUCCAACCAAGUAUUCAAAGGGGAGGUAUGAUUUUGGAGAGAUAAUGUGGUUUGAUGGGUACCACAGUGUGAGAAGCCCUCUAGUGGUUUGUGUAAAUCUUCAAAUGCCUCAUGAAGGAACAAACUUUUCAAGUGGUGAGGAGGUUACUAGGGCCAGGGUUUCAUUGACUAUGGUAGAACAAGUGUCUCAUACUAUUGUUAAAUCUUUUAUGGUAGAAUAAGUGUCUCAUGGUAUUGUUAAAUCUUUUAGUCGUCAACCUUAUGUAUUUUGCCAUCAACCAUAUUUAGUGGUUGGUUUCUUGUAAUCCCUAAAGGAUGACUUUUUAUAAGAUGCUACAAAGUAGAAGAUGUCGGUUUAGACAAUGUUCCAAAAGUUUUAUCUCAUGAUUGGUAUAGCAUGAUGCUAUAUAUCUAAAGAUAAAUCCGAUGAACAACUUA
This is a messenger RNA of Amborella trichopoda, 2631 nucleotides long. RefSeq names its product Subtilisin-like serine endopeptidase family protein (gene UNE17). Gene Ontology annotation, molecular function: serine-type endopeptidase activity. NCBI's taxonomy places the organism in Eukaryota, Viridiplantae, Streptophyta, Magnoliopsida, Amborellales, Amborellaceae. Gene Ontology annotation, biological process: proteolysis. The record is from RefSeq and is a predicted model, not a curated record.